AUGGAGCCACCUGAGGUGCUGGAGGCGGAGGUCUCCGAGGAGCUCGGCUACUUUUUCAAGCGCCUGGGCGAGCUGUGCUUCAGCCCCGCCAGCGCCCAGGCCUUCCCCGGCCCCGCCAGCAGCCUGGCGGUGGCCGCCCGCUGCGGCGCCGUCUUCUUCAGCGACGCACAAGGGGUGUACGCGUGCCGGACCAGCGCGCUGCUGCCAUGGCUGCAGAAAUGGAACAACAGCGACGAGGAGAUGGCGGCCACCAGCCCAGCCGAGGUGGCCGCUGCAGUGCUGCCGCUGCCCGGAGCCGCGCUGCUGGCGCUGUCUGCCGACGACGCGCUGCUUGCGGCCUGCAGCGGCGCCUCGGUGCGAGUCUACAGCACGCGGGAGCUGAUGGCGGGCAGCGCCACUGCGCUGGCGGAGGUGUCGCUGCCCCAGGCGGCCGUGCAGGUGGCGUGGCGCCCCGGUGCAGCCGCCGAGCUCGCAGCCCUGCUGGCAGACGGCAGCAUCCAGCUGCUCAGCCUGGCCAGCGGCGCAGCGCCGGCUGCGCUGGCCGCGGCUGCCGGCCUGCCGGCGGCGUGCCUGGCGUGGAGCCCCGACGGCGCCAGGCUGGCCGUUGGAGCAGGUGACGAGGUGGGCAUCUACGCUGCCGCGCCAGGCGGCGUGGUGGGCGGCUGGCAGCAGGCAGCUGCAGUGCGGGUGCUGUCAACUGAGGUGCAGGACGACGAUCAAGAGCUGCAGGUGGACAGCGUUGCCUGGGUGGGCGAGGCGGCGCUGCUGGUCAGCAGCAAGCUGGCGACGGGGGGCGCCGAGGAGCCGUACGCGCCGCUGUGCAUGCUGACGUGGCAGGGCGCGGCGCCCACGGAGGGCAGCCUGGCGCUGUCGGAGUUUUUCGCCAACAACAUUUCGGGGGAUGACGUCGCCCGCGGGCCCUGGCUGCAGACGGCCACCGUGCCGCAGUGGUCGGCUGCGGUCUACGCCCACCGCAAGGCCAACGAUGACCAUGUGAAGCUGGCAGCGCUGGUGGGCGGCCGCCCGGUGGCGGCAGAUGUCACCGACGACCGACUGGCCAUCCGCAUACCAAACGCGCCAGGCAAGCACAGGCUGCUGCCGGCGCGCGCAACGCUGCGGCGAGCCAGGCAGGAUGCCGACAACUUUGUGGUGGGGUUGGGUGUGGACCUUACCUGCACGGAGGUGCCAGUGCUGCAUCCCACAGACGACACCGCCCCAGACCUGCCGCCCCAGCCCGUGCUGCUGGUUGCCACAUCUGAUGGCGUGCUGCGGUGCUACACCUUUGGUCGCAUGGCCACACCCUCCUCCCCGGCCGGCCCCUGCAUCGUGGCGCCACCUCAGCAGCUCCCCGCGCCGCCCGCGCUGGCAGCCGGCGCGGCGCCUGCCACGCCCGUCGCUGCUGCGCCGCCUGCCCUUGCCAGCGCCGAGGAGCGAGCGGCGGAGGCCGCGCUUCCUGAUGAGGAGUCUGAUUUGGAGGAGGAGGAGGAGGAGGAGGGAGGGGCUGCGGCGGCUGAGGCAAAGGCAGCCGCCACCGCGCUGCCAGAGAGCGACUUUGAGGAGGAGGAGGAGGAGGAGGAGGCGGGCACGCCCAAAAGCGCUGCGCCGGCUGCUGCCGCCGCCGCCCCCAAGAAGGGCCUCGCCGCGCCGGCUGCGCCUGCCGCGGACAAGGGCGCGGCGGCGGCGGCCAAGCCUCUCUUUGCCUUUGCCUCUGGGCCGGCCUCUGGCGUUUCUCUGUUUGGCGCGGCAGCAGCCGGCUCCACUCCGGCCUUUGGCCUUGGCACCCAGCCAGCCUCGGCACCCGCCUUUGGCUUUGGCACACCUGCCAGCGGCGCCGCCGCCGCGCCCGCACUCGGGGGCUUCGGCUUUGGCGCCGCCGCCGCCAGCAGCACAGCCACCAGCAGCUCGGCAGCAGCACCCGCUGCCUCGACGCCCGCCUUUGGCUUUGGAGUUCCUACCAGCAGUGCAGCUGGUACCGCGGCAGCUGCCUCGGCACCGGCCUUUGCCUUUGGCACCGCACCCAGCAGCGGCAGCACCCUCUUUGCGGGCGCAACCGCGGCUGCUGCGCCGUUUGGCGCCGCCCCAGCUGCCAGCAGCGCAGCGGCACCUGCCCCGGCUGCCAGCACAGCAGCGGCGCCUGCCCUGGCACCAGCGGCUGCCAAGCCCAAGGCCAAAGCCUCGCAGCCGCCCAUGCCCAGCCUGGCCCAAGCAGCAGAGUCUCAGAAGCUGCUGGCAAAGGUGCAGCCAGCGGCGGGCAGCGGGCAGCCGCCACCCCCACCAGCGCCAGCGCCCCCCAAGGCUGCCGCACCAGCCCCGCCGCCAAAGACAGCAGUGGAGGCGCCCCUCCCACAGCUGGCAGGCGAGGCCCAGGAGGCCGCCGCUAUGGAGGCCGACUUUCUUCGCUCCCUGCACCAGACGCGGCAGCUGGAGGCAGAGAUGCACGACACCCUGGCUGCGGCGCUCAAGGGCUCUGGGGUUGCCGGUUCUGACCAGCGGCGGCGGGUGGCGGCUGGCCUGCAGGGCUUGGAUGGCACCAGCGGCGCUGCGGCCUUCUGCCAGCUGCAGCAGCGCACGCGCAAGGUGCAGGCGGCAGCGGCGGCGGCCGCCGCGCGGCUGGAGCAGCAACGGCAGCAGGUCGCGGAGAUGGUGGCGGCGGCCAAGGACGCGCUGCGCAAGUGCGACGCGAUGCCGGCGUUUGAGCCCGGCGCGGCGGCGCGCGGCGGCGCGCAGCAGCUGCUGCAGAGGCAGCCGCUGGAGCCGGCUCUGGGCGCCCUGAGGGACGACAUCCGCCGCCAGCUGCAGCAGCUGCGCCUGACGGCCGACGACCUGCAAGAGUGCCUGAUGGCCAUGGAGGAGCGGCAGCGGCAGCUGCGCUCCGACGCCGCGCCGCCGCGGCUCACCACGCAGCACAUCUACAACACCGUCAACGCCCAGAUGGCCAUCAUCCAAUCCCAGGCGGUGCGGCUGCAGGAGCUGACGUCUCGGCUGGAGGCGAGGGGGCUGCUGGAGGAUGUGGAUCUGGACCUGGACCUUGAUGAGCUGGCAGAGGAGGAGGAGGCCGGCGGGCUGCCGCUGGGCCGCAAGCUCACCCGCCUGGUGCUGACCCCCGGCAGCGCCACGCCCGGCGCACGAGGCGCCGGCCCCCAUUCGCCAGUUCCCCACGACAGCACCGGGCGGCGGCGGUCGCCCUGGCGCCUGGUGGCCGAGUCUCCCGCCUCGCAGCAGCGCGGCAGCCAGACGCCUCAGAGCCAGCAGCGGCGGUCGCCGUUGGGCCUCACCUCCCCCUCGGCAACAGCAGGCGGCGGCGGCGGCUCGACGACGGCAGGGCGGUGGCAGCAGCUGCAGCGGCAGCUGUUGCAGCGCUGCCAGGCCGACGGCGGCGGCGUGAGGGUGACGACAGCCAAGAAGCGGGCUGCCGCUCUGGCGCCCGCCGCACCCGCCGCCCCUGCUGCCCAGCCCGCCUCGCCGGCGCCUGCGCCGCCUCCGGAGCUCCCACCCUUCAGCCUGGCAGCAGCGCCCAAGCCAGCAGCCAAGGCGCCGCCGGCAGCAGCCCCGCUCGGCGGCUUUGGCGCGCCGGGCAGCGGCUUUGGCGCCGCCGCCACGGCUUUCGGCGCUCCCUUUGGCAGCAGCCCCACCAGCAGCGCGUCUUCUGGUGCAAGAGGGGCUGCCGCCGGCGGCGGCGAUGCUUUCUUCCUGCCCGCCGCCGCGUUUGAGGGCGCCAGGCCCGGCUAUGUGUUCAAGCUGGAUGGCAGCGGGCUGGGGUACUACCGGGACAGCCAGCUGCACACCGCCGGCAGCCUGUUUGGCAAGCCGGCCGUUAAGCCCAAGGCAGCUUCCUCGCAGCCGCCCAUGCCCAGCCUGGCGCAGGCAGCAGAGUCGCAGAAGCUGCUGAGCAAAGCGGGCAUAGCAGCCAAGCCAGCUCAGGAGACAAAGCCCAAGGCCUCCGCCUCCCAGCCGCCCAUGCCCAGCCUCGCCCAAGCGGCAGAGUCACAGAAGCUGCUGGCAAAGGUGCAGCCAGCGGCGGGCAGCGGGCAGCCGCCCAUGCCCUCGGCAGCAGCAGCCCAGGCAGCACAGGAGCGCCUCAACGCCUUCCUGAGCAGCAGCUCCGCAGCAGGAGCGGCCGGCAGCAGUGCGGCUGCCGCCCCGGCAGCCGCCGCCUCGGCGCCUUCGUUUGGCUUUGGAGCCAGCAGCGCAGCAGGGGGCCUGUUUGGUGCAGCGGCAGCGCCAGCAGCGCCGGCCGCCACCCCGCCUGCGGCUGCAUCCUCGGCGGCUGGCGGCGAGGCGGCUGCUUCGGUCAGCUUUGCGUCUUUCGGGUUGGGAGGCGCCGGCAGCGCGGCAGCCAGCGGGGAGGCGGCCUCUCGGUUCGGGACAGGCAUCGCCUUUGGUGCCGCCAGCUCAGCAGCCGCCACGCCGUCGUUUGGGUUUGGGGUGCCGUCGACGGCCGCCGCCGGCGCACCUGCAAGCCCCUUUGGCGCAGCCAGCACCGCAGCAGCUCCUGCGUCUGUGUUCGGCGCAGCAGCCAGCGGCACGACGGCCCCCGCAUCUCUGUUUGGGGCUGCCGCCAGCAGCGCCGCUGCGGCUUCGCCCUUUGGCGUCGGCGCCGCAGGCGCCAGCAGCAACCCCUUUGCUUCCUUCGGUGCUGCGCCGGCGGCCGCGAGCAGCGCGGCAGCCGCCAGCUCGCCCUUCGGCGGCAGCGGGGCGUUUGGGGGCGGAGCUCAGAGCGCCGCCGCUGCCAGCAUGUUUGGCGCCUUUGGCGCCGCCGCCAGCAGCCCAGCCACCGGCAGCCCCUUUGGGCAGCCGGCCACUCCCGCCGCGCCCUUUGGCACCCCCGCCAAGCCCGCGGGCAGCGUGUUUGGCGCGCCGGCCACGCCUGGAUUCGGCCAGGCCCCCAGCGGGUUUGGCGCAGCCGCCUCCCAGCCCGCGUUUGGGGCGCCCGCGGCGGGCGGCUUUGGCCAGCCCGCGGGCUUUGGCGCCGCCGCCAGCCAGUCCGCCUUUGGACAGCCCAGCGCCUUUGGCGCCGCUGCCGCCCAGCCGGCGUCCGUGUUUGGCGCGCCGGCGCAGCCCAGCGGCGGCUUUGGGGCCUUUGGAGGGCAGCCCGCCAGCCAGCCCGCGUUCGGCCAGUCAGCCGGCUUUGCGGCGGCGCAGCAGCAGGGCGGCGGCUUUGGCGCCUUUGGCCAGCAGCCCGCCGCCGGCGGCGGCAGCCCCUUUGGAGGCGGCGGCUUUGGGCAGCAGGCUGCCGGCGGCGGCUUUGGCGGCUUUGGCGGCGCUCCCGCGGCCACGCCGCCCAAACCGUCGGGCGGCGCCAUGUGGCAACCGCGCAAGUGA
Messenger RNA from Chlorella variabilis, 5322 nucleotides. RefSeq lists its product as hypothetical. The transcript is spliced from 22 exons. NCBI's taxonomy places the organism in Eukaryota, Viridiplantae, Chlorophyta, Trebouxiophyceae, Chlorellales, Chlorellaceae. Gene Ontology annotation, biological process: RNA export from nucleus. The record is from RefSeq and is a predicted model, not a curated record. Bases 1 to 5322 code for a protein of 1773 amino acids. Gene Ontology annotation, molecular function: protein binding; structural constituent of nuclear pore.